UCUUAUUCCCACCCAUCUAGGUACACGCUGUUUAUUGUACUGUAUCCAAUGGGAGUCACUGGAGAGCUACUUACAAUAUAUGCAGCCCUGCCUCAUGUUCGAAGGACUGGCUUGUAUUCUGUGACCCUGCCAAACAAGUUUAAUAUUUCCUUUGACUAUUACACAGUCCUGAUCCUGGUCAUGAUUUCCUACAUUCCAAUCUUUCCACAGCUUUAUUUCCACAUGCUCUGCCAGAGGAGGAAGGUCCUAACCACCACAGAUGACAGCAAGAAGAAUGAGUAGCUGCAGCCCCCUUCUUACUUGAAAGGGGUGGGGGGUGUGGGGUUUUGGGGGCAAAGGGAACCUUGACCAGACUCUCCUUCCUCUGGAUCAUUGUUACCUCCUGAAGAACUCGAGCAAUGUAAUUUGGUAUUUUUUUGAUUGGAUGUCUUUGUGACUAAGUGUUCAAUUCUCAAAGGGUCAAGGGUAUUGUUGAUCAUCUGAAACUGGACCUCCAAACCUGAAUUUAGUUUGUGGUAGUAAUGCAUUCAGUGAAAGGGAGAGGUAACAUAAGUGGGGAAAAUUCAAACUUCGUAAACUCAACAGGGCCUGAGGAAUGAUAUCCAAAUGGAUCUCAAAUCGCACAUUGCAUCUUCAGUUGCAUUACUUCCAUUUUCGUUCCCCUGGAUGGAAAAGUCCUUUGACUCCCAGGGUCUGAAACAGAAGGGAACUUGCCUCCAUAUGUUUCACUAAGUGGAGAUCAAGCAGCAGCUGGUGAGACCUGCUAAAUGUCUUGAGUUUUCCAGGGUAAGAUACUUCUCUUAUGUUAAGGACUGACCUUAAGGUUGGCCAGAGUAUUAAGGUUUCAACACCCUUGGAAAAGAUGCCAAGAGGAAUGUGUUAAUGUAGCCCUAUUUA
Rhincodon typus (whale shark) is the source of this 897-nucleotide messenger RNA. RefSeq names its product very-long-chain (3R)-3-hydroxyacyl-CoA dehydratase 2-like. The record is from RefSeq and is a predicted model, not a curated record. The annotation marks the transcript as partial. The transcript has 2 exons. Gene Ontology annotation, molecular function: 3-hydroxyacyl-CoA dehydratase activity. Gene Ontology annotation, cellular component: endoplasmic reticulum membrane. Gene Ontology annotation, biological process: very long-chain fatty acid biosynthetic process; sphingolipid biosynthetic process; fatty acid elongation. Lineage: Eukaryota; Metazoa; Chordata; Chondrichthyes; Orectolobiformes; Rhincodontidae.